UUUUUUUUGGUAGCAAAAGAUGUUAUGUAAAAGUAUGGUUUUAUUAUUGACGUUAUGUCUUUGGAUGAUGACAAUAUUGAUGACUGCGCAAGCUCGACCUGUUCAAAAAAAGGGACAAAGUGAUAAGAAGACAAAUGGCGAUGUUUCUAUUAAGAAAAAACCUCAAAAGGCUGAACAACAAAGCGAUGAUCAAGGUGAACAUGAUGGAGACGAUGAUUACUAUUCCGGUUCAGGUACUUUUUUUGAUCCAGUGUCUCAAGGUGGAGCAGAAGGAGCUUGUGGUGGUAAAAAAGAAUCUUCCUCAAGUGAUAUCGUAGCAUUGAAUUCGGCUCAAUAUGGUCCAAUGAAUAAAAAAAGUCGAUUUUGUGGUGAAAAAGUACUGAUAGAAUAUGGAAAUAAAAAAACUGUGGCUACCGUACAAGAUGCAUGCCCUGGAUGUAAAGAAAAAAGUUUAGACAUGACACCAUCUGUUUUUAACAAAUUGGCUGACGCGAAGACUGGUGUCAUUCCAAUCAAAUGGUGCUUUUUAGGCGAUAAAAAUUGUAAACAGUAA
Molecule: messenger RNA, 553 nt
Organism: Halteromyces radiatus
Lineage: Eukaryota; Fungi; Mucoromycota; Mucoromycetes; Mucorales; Cunninghamellaceae
Product: RlpA-like double-psi beta-barrel-protein domain-containing protein-containing protein
Exons: 3
Coding region: 20-553 (177 amino acids)
Source: RefSeq, a predicted model, not a curated record